AUGAACAUCAAUUUGAAAAGAAAAGCACCAGGUAAUAAGCCGGUCAUAAAGAAAGCACGAGCCAAUGGAUUUGGGUUUAAUAAUGGCGAAGAUGAAAGCAGUAGUGAAUCAGAAACGGAAGAAAUGAACUUUGAAAAAUCUAUUCAAGCCAAAUCACAGAAGAUAGCGAAGCAAUUAGCAGGUGACAAUAAGACAGACAUGGUUGAAAUAAUAUCCCAGAUAGAGGAGCCAGAUUCUAAAAAUGUGCCGAGAAAAAAAGUUGAAGGACUGAAAUAUAUCAAUAAGUUGUUAGAUUCGAAAAAGCAACGAGAAAAAGAUCGCAUACUAUCAAGACAAGAGUACAACAGCAAGCAAAUAGAAGAAAAUAAAGAUGCUGUGGUGUUUGAAAGUGAGGAUUACAAGAAACAAAAGGAGGAAUUUUUGAGAAUGAAGGAGGAAGAGCGUGUUGAAGAUGAGGAACCCAAUAAUGCACAAUUUUAUUCGAAACUUUUGCAAUCUAGAGAGAGACGAGGUGAUCCAAAUGACACUCCUCGAAGUAUUAUAGCAAACAAGGAAGAUAGUCAAGAAGAUACGAAUAUAGUGCAUGAGGAGACGAAUAUAUUUUCAGGAAAAAAUAAAUUCAAUGAACCUAUGAGAGCUACACGAAAAUUUAAUACGAAUAUAAUGAAUUAUAAAACAAACAAAAAGGAAGGAAAUCAGUUGCUAGACAAGUUGAAAAAUCUAAUCAAGAGUAAGAUUACCCCAGAUGAUAUUCGAGAUUAUAAGAAGCGAUAUUGGAAUAGAUAUGAUAGUUAA
Messenger RNA from Debaryomyces hansenii CBS767, 795 nucleotides. RefSeq names its product DEHA2B06248p. Lineage: Eukaryota; Fungi; Ascomycota; Pichiomycetes; Serinales; Debaryomycetaceae. The record is from RefSeq and is a predicted model, not a curated record. The coding region runs from base 1 to 795 and encodes 264 amino acids. The transcript has a single exon.